Messenger RNA from Closterium sp. Yama58-4, 4899 nucleotides. NCBI's taxonomy places the organism in Eukaryota, Viridiplantae, Streptophyta, Zygnematophyceae, Desmidiales, Closteriaceae. The record is from the annotation of a GenBank genome assembly.
AUGCGAGCCAUGGUGAGGCGGGAAUGGUGGUACGGGAGUGGUGAGGCGGGAGUGGUGGUGCGACCACUUCGUUCCUCACCAUUCCCGCCGCUUUCCCUAUCCGCCACCAUUCCCCGCCGUUCGCGGCGCAACCGUGCAGCAUCAGCACCCGCGUCAGAAUCGCACGCGGGGUUAUCAUGCGUUGCAGGCGACGCGUCGCGCGCGGGCCACGCGACGGCGGUGGGAGUCGCAGGAGGCGCGGAGGCGGCGCCGCUGAUUCCGGGGCUGCCGGACGACCUGGCGACGGAGUGCCUGCUGCGCCUGCCGCGCCAGGAGCACCGCGCCAUGCGCCGCGUCUCACGGCGCUGGAACCAACUCAUUCAAUCCCCCCUGAACUACGAGAUGAGGCGGCACAGGGGCGUGCAGGAGGGGUGGGUGUACGUGCUGUGUUUGUUUUACCCAACCGCUAUGUCCCCUUCCCUCCCCCCAUCUUCCACCUCCCCCCAGUCGCCCCUGUACUACGAGAUGCGGCGGCACAGGGGGGUGCAGGAGGGGUGGGUGUACGUGCUAUCGCGUGACAGCUCGGACCGUCUGUGGUGGCACGCGCUGGACGUGCGCUCUGCCACGUGGCAUGACGUGCCCCGCAUGCCCUCCCUCUGCUCCCGCGCCUACGGCCUCGCCUGCGCCGUCUGCCAGGGCAACCUCUAUGUCAUCGGUGGUGCAGGCUGGCUCAAGCCCAGCCGUUCACAUGUGUACAGCCUCUGUGCGGCUGGUGGGGCAGGGUGUGUGCUGCAGCCAUCAAGAGUGGGUUACAUGUGGGCAGCUACUGAAAAUGCAUGUUCCUUCCAACUCAAGUACUGUAUCGCUGUGCGCAUUACCCAUCUCUCUCUCCUCCUCCCGCUCCCCUCCCCCAGGUACAACCCCCCCGCCAACAAGUGGGUACGAGUGGCGGAGGCCUUCCCCGGUGCCGUUAAAACGCUCUUCUUGCUCCUCUUCCCCCGUGCUGUAUCUGUGGGACCAUUCCCCCUCUCACACCGCCCUCUCCCCCUCCCCAGGUACAACCCGCCCGCCAACAAGUGGGUGCGAGUGGCGGACAUGGCGUUCCCCCGCUGCUACUGCAUGGCCGGUGCCGUGCGCCUUGAGAGGGAUGGCAAGGGCGGGGAGCAGGGCACUGCGUGGCUCAGAGAAGGGGGGAACGGGGGGACGCAGGCGGGAGACAGACUGGGGGAUGGCGGGUGGGAGAGGGCGAGGGAAAGGGGCAUUGAGAGGGAGAGGGAAAGGGAGAGGGGAAGGGGGAGAAUACAGGAUGGUGGGGGAGCGAGAGAGGGAGAAAGUGUUGGUGGGGUUGAAAGGGAGGGCGAGAGGAGCAGAGUGGAGGAAAGUGAAAGGGUUGGGGAGACAGCAAGAGGGGGUGAGUCGAGCAGUGGAGGGAAGGAGGGGGGGAACAGCAGGGAACCGAGAGUCGAGAAGUUGAGAGGGGCAGAGGGAGGGAGCAGCAGGGAGGUGCGGGUGUGUGGGGCGGCAGGGGCGUGGGCAACACAUCAGCAGGGAGGGGCGUGGGCGAGUGAGAGGCUGGUGGUGGCGGGCGGCAUGGGGGCCAGCAACACGUCACUGCUGACGUCCGUAGAAGUUUACCACCCGCAGGAGGAUAGGUGGACCAGUGCUGCCCCCCUACCCUUCGAGUGCGACUUAGAGGAUGCAGCAGUGUUAGCCAACCGACUGCUGCUGCGUCACAUGCGCUGCGUGCACUCCCCUCCCGGCCCUGACGCCGUCGCCUUCUCCCUCUCCUCCAACUCCUGGUCCCCACUUUCCGGGAACCUUCCCUCCGCCUGGCACGGCCCUUCCACGGUUCUCGACGGUCGGAUGUACAUGCUGGAUCAGAUCGGAGGCAUCCGAUUGGCCGUGUACGAUGACGUGGCGCAGAUGUGGCGCCCGAUUGGCCGGCUGUCCCCGGCGCUGCUGACGCCGCCAUGCCGGAUAUUAGGGUUUCGUGGGCGGCUGUACGUGAUAGGGCGGGGGUUGUCAAUGGUGGUGGUGGAGCUGCGUUGUGCUCGAGCUCUGAUUGGCUGCGGGUUGCUUGCUGUGCCGGUGAUUGGCUGGAUUGCUGCUGCUGUGAUUGGCUACGGAGGGCAGAGGAGAGGUUCGCCUCUCGUCGUCCUCACGGUUCUCGCAUGCGGCCUGUCCCUCGCCAUCGCCAUCGCCGCGUCGCAGUCGUUACCAAGCAACAGCUUCGCAACGCGCUACGAGCAGGCAUUGACCGAAACCCUACAGUUAAGCCCGAAACUCAAGGAGAUAUACAGAGCAGCGAGGCUCAGGGACUUGGUGCCUGACGACGAUGGCGAGAAUGACGACAUUGGCGAAGAAAACGGCUCUCGUCGAGUUUUGAAAUACGCGCCGAAGAAGCAGUUCGGGCUGAAUCCCCCGCCGCUCAACUCAGGGCCCAGCAUGGCUGACGUCAACAACACGUUUUUCCGUUUCGAUUCCGUCACGCCGAACGCGGUGGUGGACUGGCGCCAGACGAUGUACAUCUCGCCCAUCCAACGCCAGUACCUGCCUCUUCCCAAUGCAUCGCGCCGCUCCGCGCGUGUCUUUCUCUCGACUCAUACCUUUCCUCUCUUUCUGACUCCGCGUGCGUCCCUCCCGCCGCAGAUCACGGGGUGGGAGCUGGUGCCGCCGUACAACGCGCUCGCGCUGAUGAAGGCGGUCAGCAUGCAGCCAGUCGUCGCCUUCCUUAGCGGCUCGGCGCAGGACUUUCAGCAGUACAACUCGCGCGGGCAGCUGAAAAUUUACGACGGGCUGUGCUCGACGGACAUCAAUCACGCGAUGAUCGUGGUUGGCUACAACUACACGGGGCCCAACCUCACGGGCAGCUAUUGGAUCCUCAAGAACACGUGGUUCAACACGUGGGGCGACGCCGGCUUUAUAUCCGUGAAGGAUCCUCUCCUCAGUCCGCCCUCCCCUCCCGAUUCCGUUCCACCGUCGCUUCACUCCUUUCCCCCUGCACGCCUCCUCUCUCCCCGCAUCCCGUUUCCGCGCAGCAUCCCCGCCAUGUACCCGGUGUACUACCCGAGCGGGCCGCAGCCCGUGAAGAUGAACAACGGUCCGAUUUCGCGCGCGGACGACGGUAACGACGGCCGCUGGUGGACGCGCGCGUACAACAUCGCUUUGGACGCGUGCGCGGGGAUCAACCCGUGCGGCGCGGGGCGCUGCUACACGCGCGCGGGCAUCGCGCGGUGCGACUGCAGCGCGCUGGCGGGGAUGGUGGAGGUCACGGGCGUGCCCACGAGCAAGUGCGUGCCGCGCUACCCCUGCACCAGCCGCGGGCAGUACAACCCCUGCGGCAGCGGCACGUGCGUUAACCCCGGCGACGGCACCUACUCCUGCCAGUGCCCCGCCGGCUACGCCAUAGGAGCGGCAUCGGACGGCACGCAGACGUGCGUGGGAGUGGCGGGCGGGACAGCCUCGUUCCUGGCCUACCCCACAGUGCCUGGCGACACCUGCUCCUCCGUUGCUGCCGCCUUCGGCCUCACCACUGCAGCUCUCACCGCUCUCAACCCCUUCCUAAACUGCUCCCUCGCCUACCUCCCCCCCACGCUCAUCCUCACCGUCGCAAACGCCUCCUCCACCUCCAUAUCCCCCUCGGCACCGCUCUGCACCGCAACGUACACCGUGCAACCCAGCGACACCUGCACGUCCCUCGCAAACACCUUCUUCUCGGGGAGCUUAUCAGCACUGCGCACCGCCAACCCGCUCACAUGCACCACGUCACGCUCCUUCCUCUACCCUUCACAGAUCAUCUGCACGGCCAUCAGCUCCUUCUCCUCGCUGGCAGCCGUGGCAGUGCCGCAGUGCGGGCAGACAUACAUCACAGUAGCAGGCGACACGUGCCCGUCAGUGGCGUCCAAGUACGGCGUCAGCCUGGGCACGUUCAUGGGGCUCAACAGCGCGCUCUCGUGCACCACUGCCAUCCCCGUGGGGACGUACGUCUGCGUCGCCCCCAAGAGCACCCAGACCACAGUGAACUGCACGGCGUGGUACACGGUGCUGCAGGGUGACAACUGCCCCAACAUCUGGAACGCUGCCAACCUCACCGAGUCCACCUUCCUUGCUAUCAACCCUGGAAUCAGGUGCCAAGCCCCCUACCUCCAAGUGGGCCAAAAGGUCUGCAUCAACUCCCCUCUCCUCGCAUCGCUCCUCACCGCAUCCAACACCUCGUACUCGCUGUACACCGUGCAAUCCGGCGACACCCUCGCUCUCAUCUCCUCCAAGUUCAUCACGCGCUGCACCACCUCCUCCGUCUCCCCGGCCUCCAUCGCCGCAGCCAACAACAUUCUCGAAACCUGCACUCUGGUGGCCAGCUCCCAGCUCAUCAUCCCCUGUGAUGCGCGCGUGGGGAUCCUCGACUGCGGCUGUGCGCAGUCUCUCCCGGUGUGCGGCGCGGACUACGUCACGUACCCGUCGUACUGCGACGCGCUCUGCAACUACGCUCUGCCCAUCAUUCAGAACGACGUCUGCUCCGGCUGCAACGCCGCCUGCACCGGCCGCACUGGCCUGGCCCCAGCUGCAGGGUACGGGUGUGCGUGGAGCACGUGUCCUUACCCCACAUGGAAGCCGCUCGACAGCGACUGCACCACCCUCCAGGGGGACACGGCAGGCAAGUGCUGCAACGUGGAGCAGACGGUGUGUGACAACGUGUGCCGCGCGUCCAGCAACACGCUGGGCGGCACGUCGACUCAGCUGCAGUCCAACUACGACUCGUGCUACAGCCAGUGCAUGUGCUGCUCCCGUGUGCCCUGCACCACUAGCACGUGCCUGGCGCCCUCCAGCUGCUGGAGCCAGAGCCCCCGCAAGUGCACGUACAGUAACUUUAAGUAUUACUGGAACUGCACGUGGUUCCCGCCCAGCAACCCACUUGCGUAG